Molecule: messenger RNA, 1167 nt
Organism: Nipponia nippon (crested ibis)
Lineage: Eukaryota; Metazoa; Chordata; Aves; Pelecaniformes; Threskiornithidae
Source: RefSeq, a predicted model, not a curated record
GGCCUCUUCACCCGGCCCAUGGUGGAGGAGCUGCAGAGUGCCGGCAGCCGAGGAGAGCAAGCCCGGCAACUGGUCAUCGACCUGGAGACACGAGGAAGACAGGCUUUUCCUAUAUUCCUCUCGAUCCUGCGGGACACCGGGCAGGGCGACCUUGCGGACAUGCUGAUCGAGGAGUGCGAAAGCCUGCCGGCGCCGCUGCAGCUGGUAGACCUGAGGCCCGUUGAGCUGGACUUACGUGGAGAAAAGCACAAUAAAAACGUGAACUUUCCUGAACGUUUGUCCAUCCCAGUCCAAGCGGAGAGUGAAAGACUUCGAACGCCUCCCGUGCCAGCCCAGGGUUCGGCUGUUGACAAGAGGACCCAUGAUCUGGUUUACGAGCUGAAAGCGGAUCCGUGUGGACACUGCCUGAUCCUCAACAACGUCAACUUCAGUACAGACUCAAAUCUGUCGCAUCGAGUCGGCUCCGACGUGGACUGCGAGAAGCUGGAGAAGCGCUUCAAGGCCUUGGGCUUCAACGUCCUGACUUGGCGGGAUCUCAAAGCUCAGGACAUGAUUUCAGAGCUGCAGAAGCUGGCGCAGCAGGACCACGGGGCCUUGGACUGCUGCGUCGUGGUGAUCCUUUCCCAUGGUUGUCAGACGAGCCAUAUUCAGUUUCCCGGAGGCAUUUACGGAACGGAUGGAAAAGCCAUUCCAAUAGAAAAGAUUGUGAACUAUUUCAAUGGGUCCAAUUGCCCGAGUUUGAGAGGAAAACCCAAACUGUUCUUCAUCCAGGCCUGUGGUGGAGAACAAAAAGAUCGAGGCUUUGUAGUGGACUGCGAUUCACCCAGCGACGAAGCUCCUGGAGGUUCUUUAGAAUCGGAUGCGACUCCUUUCCAGACUCCGACAGGUAACGUGGACGAGCCGGACGCUGUAGCCAGUUUGCCCACGCCCAGCGACAUCUUGGUCUGCUACUCAACUUUCCCAGGUUUUGUCUCCUGGAGGGAGGUGUCGAGGGGCUCGUGGUACGUGGAGAUGCUGGACAGCGUGCUGGAGCAAUAUGCCCAUUCUGCUGAACCCCUCUCCUUCUGUUCUCAGGUGGGAAACGCCGUCUCCACCAAGGGGAGGUACAAGCAGAUGCCGGGCUGUUUCAACUUUCUCCGUAAAAAAUUCUUUUUCAAGUGCAAAUGA